Aspergillus piperis CBS 112811 is the source of this 1009-nucleotide messenger RNA. RefSeq lists its product as uncharacterized. NCBI's taxonomy places the organism in Eukaryota, Fungi, Ascomycota, Eurotiomycetes, Eurotiales, Aspergillaceae. The coding region runs from base 60 to 623 and encodes 187 amino acids. The transcript is spliced from 2 exons. The record is from RefSeq and is a predicted model, not a curated record.
CUAACCUACAACCUCUCUACAUUAUACCAUCUAGAAAACCGAAUACUUCAACCUUCGCCAUGGAUAAGGCCACGAAAUCCAAGGCCGCGAAGUCCAUCAACGCCGGUCUAGAAAUCCCUUAUGCAGACGCGCAGUUCUUCCUCGCCUGUCUGCAGUGCAUGGGGGACGACAAGCAGAUCGAUCUUACCAAGGUUGGAGACAUGAUGGGUUACAGCAAUGUUGCUUCAGUCGGCAACCGUUUCCGUGCCAUUCGCAAGCGCCCCAAUUUGAACAGUAUUGAGGCCAAGUCCGGCUCUGGCGUACUCAAGAGUGCAGGUGCCAAUGGCGAUAAAGAUAAAGGCGCUGCAGGUGCUACCGAGGCUGGUGAUGGCGUCGCAGAGCAGUCUGGCUCCGACGUGCCUACUCCCGUCAAGCCCAAGGGCAGGAAAGUCGCCGCGCGUAAGGGAGCGAAGGCUACUACUUCGAAGCCCAUUCCUGCCACUGGUACGCUUAAGUCGGGGACUAAGGGCCGCAAGUGCGGGGCUAAGUCGGCUGUUGUUGUGAAGGAGGAAGACGAAGACGAUGAAGACAAUCUCGUGGAAGACAAUACCCCGGAUGGUGGCAUGGAGUGUGCUACGGCGUGAACUUCUACGCGCGAUUUUGCUGAGCGCUUAAUUGGAUUUCAAACAACUGAGUCCAUAUAGUAUGCUCAUUUCAUUGUCUUCAUUUGGUCUACAUAGUCGUGGAAGGUCCAUUUAGCGCGAAGAAUUUUAAGGAGGCCUAUCUGGAAGGGGUGGAGAUUGACGCAACGCAUUUUGUAUUUCCUUAUUACAUUGCAGGGCUUGCGUUGUUACCGGGGUUGGGAAGUUUACUCUACAAUCUCUACUUAACAGAUUCUCAACAGCUGGGUUGGUUGGGAGGGUUCUGUAGCCUUAGAGCACUAAUACCUGUUAAAUGGGAGAAUUGACCUACUGCCUAGCCACUCCGUCAUAGUAUUUGUUGAGAAGUGCAAGAGCGUAGUAUCCUAUCA